AGUUUUGAGCGUCUACAUACACUGAUAAAAACAUGGGUGAUUGGGAAAACAUUUUUAAGUUUGUCAGUCAAUUGACAAUAAAUACAAUAGAGGAUUUAGGUUUUCAGAAACCGACCCCCGUCCAGGAUGCCUGUGUUCCACUUCUGAUGAGUUAUAAAGACGUUGCAGCAGAAGCUGUUACAGGAAGUGGGAAAACUCUUGCUUUUCUCGUCCCUGUUUUUGAGCUACUUAGCAAAAGUGAUAUGGUUUGGAAACGAAAUGAAGUUGGGGCAUUGAUCAUAAGUCCAACCAGAGAACUUGCACAGCAAAUUUACUCCGUGGCAGAGAUUUUUUUGAAACAUUUCCCCAAUCUGUCUGCCUCUAUCUUUACUGGAGGAAAAUCUACCAAAAAUGCCAAUGUUAAGGGAGAAAUAUUUGGUAAUAUUGUGAUUGGCACUCCAGGGAGGCUUGAGGCACUUUUUGAACAAAAAUUUGAAGGUGUUGAGCUGGCACGAUGUGUCAAGUCCCUCGAGAUCCUUGUCCUUGAUGAGGCUGACCGCUUGCUUGACAUGGGCUUUGAGGCAAGCAUCAACACCAUUCUCAGCUAUAUUCCCAAACAAAGAAGAACGGGACUCUUCUCUGCCACACAAACUGAUGAGGUAGAGAAACUUAUCAGAGCUGGUUUGCGAAAUCCAGUAAGAGUUACUAUCAAGGAGAAGUCCAGCAGACAGGCUGUUUCAGAUGAGAUGCUGGAUAUUCAAAGAACACCUGCUUCACUGAAGAACUAUUUUAUGAUCGUGAAGGCAGAGCACAAACUUGACCAGCUUGUCUACUUCAUAAAAUCUCAUAAAAAACAGAAGAUAUUGGUUUUCUUGAGCACAUGUGCAGGAGUGGAUUACUUUUCCAAAAUACUGCCUCCUCUUGUGAAAGUAUCACAGAUCUACUGCAUCCAUGGAAAGAUGAAGAACAGGAAAAAAGUGAUAGAGAGGUUUAGGAUGCAGGGUGGGGGCGUUCUGGUGUGUACAGAUGUGAUGGCCCGUGGUAUAGACAUUCCCAACAUCAACUGGGUCAUACAGUAUGAUCCACCCACAUCAGCUACAGCCUUUGUUCAUAGGUGUGGUCGUACAGCCCGUAACGGCCUCACUGGGAGUGCCAUAGUCUUCCUCCAGCCCCAGGAGCAGGAGUUUGUGGAUUUCAUCCGGGUGAACCAGCGGGUGCCUCUUCACCCCAUGGAGCCUCUGCCCACCUCGAACACCUGCAUACAGGAAGUUCAGACCAUGGCCAUCAAUGACAGAGCGGUGUUUGAAAAGGGAAUGCGAGCCUUUGUCAGUUUUGUCCAGUCCUACGCAAAGCAUGAAAACUACAUGAUUUUUCAAAUGAAGAACUUGGACUUUGGGAGUUUGGCUACUGGAUUUGGGCUCAUUAAGUUCCCAAAAAUGCCGGAAACUAAAGGAAAAGAUAUUUCAAACUUCUGUGAGGUGGCAAUUAGUGUUAAGGACAUACAGUAUAUAGAUAAAUCGUUAGAAAAGAAGAGACAAGAACAGCUGAAGUCUGAAAGCAGCCGACGUAACAAUGUUGACAUGAAACGGAAAAGGCACCAAAAGACAGAGUCGUGGUCAGGGAAAAAAGAUCAGAAAGAUAGGAAGCGAAAGAGGAGAGAGGUUAAGGAGAAAAAGAGACUUCAGCCCGUUGUGGAGCGGGACAAUGGCGAGGAUCUGUUGUCUUUAGAUGAAGAUAUUAGGAUGAUCAAGAAAUUAAAAAAGAAAAAGAUUUCAAAAGAACAGUUUGAUGCAGAAUUCAGCCUAGACUGUGAUGAGUUAUCUUCAUAACGAACAUUUGAGCUGCUGCAGAAAUGAAAUAAAUUAUUUCUCUUGUUGCCGCUUAUAAGCUAGUUUAAUUGUCAA
Messenger RNA from Mya arenaria, 1883 nucleotides. Its product is annotated as ATP-dependent RNA helicase DDX55-like. Bases 33 to 1808 code for a protein of 591 amino acids. Lineage: Eukaryota; Metazoa; Mollusca; Bivalvia; Myida; Myidae. Gene Ontology annotation, molecular function: ATP binding; nucleic acid binding. Gene Ontology annotation, cellular component: nucleolus. The transcript is spliced from 8 exons. The record is from RefSeq and is a predicted model, not a curated record.